This is a messenger RNA of Hevea brasiliensis (rubber tree), 2921 nucleotides long. RefSeq lists its product as uncharacterized. The transcript has 7 exons. The record is from RefSeq and is a predicted model, not a curated record. Bases 1725 to 2672 code for a protein of 315 amino acids. Lineage: Eukaryota; Viridiplantae; Streptophyta; Magnoliopsida; Malpighiales; Euphorbiaceae. Gene Ontology annotation, molecular function: protein binding.
CGCGAGACUAGAUUAAAGCAGUACAGGAACUACGAGAACCUCUCUCGCUCUCGUGAAGAGCUUGACAAGGAGUGCUUGCAAGUAGAGAAAGGAAAGACCUUUUACGACUUCCAGUUCAACACAAGGAUUGUCAAAUCCACAAUCGUGCAUUUUCAGGUAGAAACUUUUGGCUCUGUUCCAUCAUUCUCUUUAUAUUUUAUUCGUCAUCCCAACCAAAAACCCAUCUAGUUAGAAAACGCAUGCGUCUCGUUUUGAUGUUUAAAUUUUAAAUUUCUUGGUUCUAGAAAUUUAUUUUCAGCGGAGUUCUCUCCUUUUAUUUUAUCUUUUUGUUUAUUAUUAUUUUUCUUUUCCCUUUCUCUUUGUUUCUUCUGUUGGUCCUACUUGUGUUACCUUUUGUGGUCCACGCUUUUGAUGCAUAAGACAUUUCAUAAUCGCUGUGCACAAGUGCCUGAUUUCAUAAUCGGAGUGCCUGACACGCGAUCCAUUUUAAAUUUUUUCCUUACAAAAAAUACCAAUCAAUGUUAAUCUUCCGGAGUCCGUAUGCUGAUGUUGCAUCUUAGUGGUAUCUCUCAUAUUCUGUGAUCUUUGUUUAUGCACAUAUCAUUAGUUUAUAGUUUUGCAGGUCUAGUCAAUUUGUUAUUGGCUUAUUGUCCAUAUGAUCAUAUCUUUUUUAUGUGAUUAUAGCUCUGUGCCUGAACUUUUUGGAGGUAUGAUGUUUGAUAUUGAUCCCUUUCAUAUGUUAAAAUUAUCUGAAUGCAUUCAACUAAUGAACAACUGGCUUAAGUUUCCAGAUUAAGUUAUGGUCCAGUGAGGUCGUUAUACCAAUUACUCUUCUGGCCUGCAUGGUGGCGACUUAAAUCUUUCUGGAUAUAUGAGCAUAUCUUUUGAAAAUUGACUUCAUUGAUUAUGAACUUCUCAAUUCUGGACAGACUCUUGGCUUUUGGACGGGGAACUUGGUUCUUUUUUUUUUUAUAAAUUUUACGGUGUUCCCAACACAGGCUUCAAGUUGGGUUUGUAUUCACUAACCCUUUUUGCGCAGAUUUCUGAGGGAUGCUUACUUUAACGCACUGGUAAACAGUUUCUCAAAAUUUAAUCAAAUUGAAAUAUCAAUUUUACAAGGUAAAAUCUGAUUCUAAGUUGUAGAUAUGGAUGCAUGGCAAUCCUGUUUAAGUAACUCGUAGUUGAGUGUGUUUGUUGAGAGACUCUGAAAGCCAUAGGUGCGUAAUAGAUGCAUUUAACACAACAGAUGCACCAACAAACAUACACCCAACCCCCUCCCCCCCCCUCCAGACAAGCUGUUUGUAGAAAGUUCAUUUGAGUUCAGCAUAUAUAACUCUCUUUAAGAUGAUUUCUAGAUAUCAAGCUAAAAAGUUGAGGGGAGACUAGAACGUAUAAAAUCAUGUUAUCCUGCUAGCUUGCUUAAUAUUCUGUUAAAUCAUGCAUGUUUAACUAUCGUUGCAUGGGUUCACUGUAAGUUGAUCAUUCUGAUAUUUUUCUGGUCUACUGUGAAUGUGAAGCUCUGGUCUAUUGACCUACUAUUUAUCUUUAUGCUUGUGAUUUCUAUCGGCCAAUGUAUACUUUCCUUUCCUUUGACUGUUAAAUAUAUUAUACUGUCUUUAACCCCUCUGUGGCAUUUAGGAUUGCUAUUGCUUUUUAUUUCAGCCUUUUAAGCAGGGUGGAAGUUAUAUCUGAGCAGCCGGCGCGAUUAUGGAUACUUUGUUUAUAUGCUGAGGAAUCUGCUAUGGGCAACAUCCAAGCAUGAUGUGUACCUUACUCAAAAUUACUCUGUAAUGCAUUGGUCAUCAUUACUGAGUAGAGGCAAUGAAGUGCUCAAUGCGGCUAAACCAAUUGUUCCUACCCUGAAACACCCAGGGUUGUUGUCAGAGUCAGUCUCAAGAGUGCAAAUUAGCACCAUGGCUGUGAAAGAAAACUUGUUAGUUGCUGGUGGUUUUCAGGGAGAACUUAUUUGCAAGUACUUGAAUCAACCUGGAGUUGCAUUCUGUACAAAAAUAACAACAGCUGAAAAUGCCAUUACCAAUGCAGUGGACAUAUACCAUAACCAAAGUGGCUCAACGAGGAUUACGACUGCAAACAAUGAUGCUCUAGUUAGAAUUUUUGAUGCUGAAAGUUUUACUUGCCUAAAUCGUUUCUCCUUUGAUUGGUCUGUAAAUAACACCGCGGUUAGCCCAGAUGGUAAAUUGCUUGCAGUCCUUGGUGACAGUACAGAGUGCUUGAUCGUUGAUGCCCAUUCUGGGAAGUUAACUGGGAAUAUGAAAGGUCAUUUGGACUAUUCUUUUGCAUUGGCAUGGCAUCCUGACGGACGAAUUUUGGCCACUGGGAAUCAAGAUACUACAUGUAGGCUAUGGGAUACAAGGAAUCUAUCCAAGUCCUUGGCCGUGUUGAAAGGGAAUAUGGGUGCGAUAAGAGCUCUGAGGUUCACUUCAGAUGGCAGGUUUUUGGCUAUGGCUGAGCCUGCAGACUUUGUUCAUGUAUUUGAUACAGAGUCGGAGUAUGUCGAGUGCCAGGAGAUUGACAUUUUUGGGGAGAUUGCUGGUAUAUCCUUCAGCCCUGAUGCAGCAGCUCUCUUUGUAGGGGUUGCUGAUAGGACUUAUGGUGGCUUGUUAGAAUUUAACAGGAGGCAUUACAACUCGUAUUUGGAUUGUGUUUUCUAAUGUAAGCACAUAUAAAAGCUACCUCGUGUGUGUAUAUUAAAGUUUCUUGUUCAAUUUCUGUUUGAAGCUUGGGCAGAAAUAAGAGAAAUAAUAACUUUCAGAAGCUAUUUCUGUGAGGUGAUUUUUUGAAGCUGGCAGAAAUAAGAGAAUUUUUGGUUUUGUAAAGCACGUGAGAUUGCUGUACAUAUCAGGGAAACUUUGUGGCUUUAAUUAACUAUUAAUCUUUAGUGAUUUUCCUUAUCUAUUCUA